Messenger RNA from Chenopodium quinoa (quinoa), 1125 nucleotides. Its product is annotated as transcription factor bHLH51-like. The transcript has 2 exons. The coding region runs from base 235 to 1002 and encodes 255 amino acids. Gene Ontology annotation, biological process: regulation of DNA-templated transcription. Lineage: Eukaryota; Viridiplantae; Streptophyta; Magnoliopsida; Caryophyllales; Amaranthaceae. The record is from RefSeq and is a predicted model, not a curated record. Gene Ontology annotation, molecular function: protein dimerization activity; DNA-binding transcription factor activity.
GUGGAAAAUUAAAUUUCGACAAAAUAUUAUUCUCGUUACUUUAUGGAUAAUUUAUAAUUAGUUCAGAACCAUAUAUGACAUGGAAAUCUCAAAUCACUUAAGAAUAAAGUUUUCAACGGCGUAGAUGACUAUAUAUGUAGACUUUAGACCAAGCAAAAAGAAUUUUAUUUUUAUUUUUUAUAAGUCAUAUGUUAUCUUCAUAUAUAUAUAUUCUCACAAAAAGGUUUUAUAAUAAUGGCCCAAAAUAGCUUUAGCUAUCCUAGAUUACCAGAAGAGGAAACUAUGGGUCAUCAUUUUCAUGCUACUACUGCAACAAGAAGCAUGCAGUUGUUGCAAGAAUUACCUACAAAUUAUGGCUUCGAAUUUGAAGGAAUUGCAGAAUUAGAAGAUAAAACUGCUGCUAAUUCCUCUCAUAGCCAUAGGCAAGCUGAGAAGCGCCGUCGCGAUCGGAUUAAUGGGCAGCUUGCUAGGCUUAGAAGGCUUGUACCCAAGUCAGAAAAGAUGGACAAGGCAGCUCUCCUAGAAAGAGUAGUAGAGCAAGUUAAGGAGCUAAAGAGAAAAGCAUCAGAAAUCAGCAAACUCUUUACAAUCCCAACAGAAAUUGAUGACAUUACUAUUGAAUGUCACACAAAUAAUAUGCAAGGAGGCAUCCCGACGUUUGCUCGUGAUCAGAAAGAAAAUCAUCCCAACAACAAGAACAUAAUGUUUAUGAAAGCUACAUUAUGCUGCGAAGACCGGCCCGACUUGAUCCCUGAGCUAAUCCGGGCACUUAAAGACCUCAACUUGACCAUAAUUGGAGCUGAAAUUGGUUGUUUAGGAGGUAGAAUGAAAAGCAUUCUAUUACUUUACUAUAAAAUAGAUAAUAAUGAUGGUGUUUGUAAUGUUAGUGCAAUUAAGCAGUCUCUAAUGGGUGUUUUGACUAGAAUUAUAUCAUGGUCUAGUGCUAGUACUUCAAAUUUUCGUGUCACAAGUAAGAGGCAACGCUUCUUUUUUUCCUCUUAGUUGAUAAAUAGGUAUAGCAUUAUUGAGUUUUACAUUAUAUAUAGUGGAAGUAUAUGAAAUAAUAAUCAUGUCUUGUGAAAAGUCCAACUCUCGUUGGAAUGAUAAUGCAUGCUUUUUCGAGGA